Molecule: messenger RNA, 2716 nt
Organism: Nicrophorus vespilloides
Lineage: Eukaryota; Metazoa; Arthropoda; Insecta; Coleoptera; Silphidae
Product: nucleolar protein 14 homolog
Exons: 4
Coding region: 74-2707 (877 amino acids)
Biological process (GO): maturation of SSU-rRNA
Cellular component (GO): Noc4p-Nop14p complex; small-subunit processome; nucleolus
Source: RefSeq, a predicted model, not a curated record
CCUGUAAAUGUCAUUAGGAUUUGAACUGCACGUGUAUUCGUUUACUAACCUAAGAAAACAUUAGAAGUUAGCUAUGGUGAAAGUGAAAAACAAGAAACGAAACACGGCUGAGUCCGUGAACGAUAAAAAAGCUUCAAAGAACAAGAAAGUAUUAAAUCCCUUUGAGGUCCACAUAAACAAAGAGAAAAUAAGAGUGCUUGGGAAAAAAGCCAAGAAUGAUAGAGGUUUGCCUGGUGUGUCUCGUGCCAAAGCCUUGCAGAAGAGGAAGAACACCAUUUUACCAGAAUACAAAGUGCAAAAUAAAAGCAACCAGUUCACAGAUAAGCGUAUUGGGGAGAAGAACAGAUCACUUUCUGCAGAUGAAAAGUCUAUAGCUAGAUACACAGCAGUGCGAAUGAAUCAACACAAGAAGAAAUCCAUUUAUAAUUUGGCUGAUGAUGAGGUGUUGACACACAAGGGUCAAACACUUAGUGAGAUUGAAAAGUUUGAAGAUGUACCACAUUCAGAUGAUGAUGAUGAUGAAGUGGAUGGGCAGAGGAACUCUGGAAGACUGGAUUCCAGUUUUGUGGAAGAUGCUCAUUUCGGUGGUGGUAUGUUGAAGAAAGCAGAUGGUGCAAAAUCUCAUAAAGAUUUAAUUGAGCAACUGAUAAUGGAAUCAAAGAAAAGGAAAGCUGAGAUGCAAAAACAAAAGAUGGCAAACUCUGAUUUAACUGAUAAAUUGGACAGUGAGUGGAAAGAUCUUUUACCUAUUGUGACGAAUAGCAACAAGAAGGAGGAGGAACUUGCUGCUGCUAAAGUUGAUGAUUAUGAUAAAGUGAUGAGGGAGCUAAAAUUUGAAGCUAGGGGAACUCCUUCAGAUAAACUCAAGACUGAAGAUGAUAUUGCUAAAGAAGAAAAGGACAAAUUGGAAAGAUUAGAACGUGAAAGGUUGGAGCGCAUGAAGGGCAAUGUGUUUGACGCUGCAUCAACUAAAAUUGUACAUCGUAGCGCUGAUGAUUUGGACGACAAUUUUGCAUAUGAUUCAGACACUCCUGAUGUUACUUUAUCAUACAAUGAUGGAAAAUCUAAUGUACCAAUGGAAGAUGAAGACAAGGAGGAAGAAAACGAAAAUGAAGAUGUUGAAGAAGAAGUUGAGGAAGAAGAAUUGGAAACAGAAUCAGAAGAUGAUAUGUCUGACUUGAAGGAGGAUGAAGAAAGCAGUAGUGAGGAUGAGGAUAUCCCCAUUGUAGAAGCUAAAGUCCUCAGCAAGAAGGAAUCUGCAACUAAAUUGAUCAAUGGCAAACAUAAGUUGGACGAACCCGAGGAGGAUGAAACGAAGAGAUCAAAAUUGGAUAUCAAAGAUCCUGAAAAAAUCAAGGAAGAUUUGAUGUUUAGAAAGGAAAUGAUGGAAGAAGCCAGGAAAGAGCUUCCAUACACUUUUGCAUUGCCAGAGAAUUAUGAGCAACUUCAAGAACUUCUCAAAGACAAACCUAGUCACCAUCAAAGUGUUAUAAUUGAAAGGAUGAUCAAAUGCAAUCAUCCUAGUCUUAAAGAAGGUAACAAGGAUGAGCUCGGACAUCUUUUUGCGUAUCUGCUUCAACAUCUGAGCGAUAUUUGUUGCGACAUUGAAGAUUGCAAAGAUGUUAAGCAUUGUUUUGAUGUAUUUGCAUGCAUGACGCCACAAUUCUUUGAUUUGGCCCAGUUGAAUCCAGAGACCUCUCAUCGGUCUCUCAUAGAAGUUUUCAAAGAGAAGCAGGCAGAAUAUAGGAAAAAGCCAACAAAAUUCCCGACCGUCGAAGUCUUAUUAUAUUUGAAGUUAGGAAGCUGUCUGUUUUCGACUUCUGAUUUUAGACAUCUUGUGGUUACUCCUAGCUUAGUAUUUAUGGAACAAAUGCUGACCUGGUGCAAGGCAAAAACCAGGGCUAACGUUGCAUAUGGACUAUUUUUGGUUUCAUUAAUUGCAGAGUACACUACAUUAUCAAAGCGAUAUUCUCCAGCGUCUAUCAAAUUCCUUUGCGGAAUUCUGCAUAUGGCAAUACCGAAGGUAACAGUGCGACAGAUCAAAGUUCUUCCACCGUUCAAGCAUAUAUCUUCCAGUCUUGUAUUGGCAGAACAAGUGGAAACUUUUGACAAUCCGAAACUGGACGUUACAGACUUGAUAGAUGUAAAAGACUUCGACGACGCUUUUAGGAUUAAAGCGAUCAACGUCUCUUUAGGUCUCUUGAAGUAUUUUCACUCAAAUUGUCAACCGCUAUCCUCGUGUCCAGAAAUCUUCGAAACGGCUUUCAAUUAUUUGAGCCAACUACCUAAAGAAAACUAUCCGGAAUCUUUAAGUAAAUCGUUAAACAGUUUUCUGGAAACUUUAGAUGAAGGCAAAAACAAUAGAACUCUCGAAUAUGUUGUUAUGGAGAAAAAGAAACCGAAAGCUCUGAGGUUGUACGAGCCAAAUAUAGUUAAAAUAUUCGAUAGAAAAAUGCAUAAGUCUCAAAGCAAGGAGAAGGCAGAACGCGACAAAUUGCUGCAUAAAAUUAAAAAGGAGAAGAAGGGUGCGAUCCGAGAGAUCAGGAGGGACAAAGCUUUCUUGGGAAGGGUUAAAAUUAAUCAAAAGAUUCAAAGUGAUACCGUUCGCAAAGAGAAGGUUAAGAAGAUUUAUGCUGAGGCUGCUAGUCAGCAAUGCGCUCUUAAUGCUAUGGACAGAUACAAUGAAGUCAGGAGUAAAAAGAGAUGAUAUAUUUAA